Molecule: messenger RNA, 1551 nt
Organism: Paramisgurnus dabryanus
Lineage: Eukaryota; Metazoa; Chordata; Actinopteri; Cypriniformes; Cobitidae
Gene: plin2
Product: perilipin 2
Biological process (GO): positive regulation of triglyceride storage; lipid storage
Cellular component (GO): lipid droplet; cytosol
Source: RefSeq, a predicted model, not a curated record
UUACGUCAUCGAAAGUCACUAUAAAAGCCGCAACACGCGCUCAUUUCCUAUCAAAGCAGUUGCUUAUAACUUCAUAUUCUCUCAGAACGACACAUCAAGGUCUACACAGUUACAGUGACAUGGCUUCUGUAGAUGUUUUGACAAACCAGAAUGUAGUUGCCCGAGUGGCUAACCUUCCCUUGGUGAUUUCGACCUAUGACAUGGUGUCGAAUGUGUACUGCAACACUAAGGAUAAUCAUCCAUACUUAAAGUCUGUCUGUGAGGCAGCUGAGAACAGUGUGAAAACUAUAUCCUCAGCUGCUUUUAACACAGCUUUACCCUUCAUUGAGAAACUUGAGCCUCAGAUUUCUUUUGCAAAUACGCUGGCAUGUAAAGGACUGGACAAGAUAGAGAAGACCUUGCCAAUCCUGAACAAACCCUCUGAUGAGAUUGUUGCCAAUGCUAGAGAGGCGGUGACCGGUGCCAAGGACAAGACCAGGACGGUGGUCAGUGAUGGAGUCCAAACAGUGAUGGAUAGUAAGGUGGUCAGGAUGGUGAGCAGUGGAGUGGACACAGCACUGAGUGCAUCUGAGACCCUGCUGGAGCAAUAUUUACCUGGAACUGAAGAGGAGAAAGAGACGAAUGAUACAGGAUUUGAGAAUGACAGGGAUGCACCCAGUUACUACGUGAGACUGGGAUCUCUCUCCACCAAAGUGAGAGACAGGGCUUACCAGAGAGCUGUGGCCAAGGUUUUUAAUGCCGUUCAGCGCAGCCAAGAGUCCAUAUCCAAGCUAAACCACACCAUGGAUCUGAUUGAAUAUACCAAAACAAACGUUAAUGGUGCCAACCAGAAGGUUCAUGAGAAAUUGGGUUCACUGAUUGGAUGGAAGACCACGUCUAAGAGUCAAGAAGAGAUCGACAGUAUCACAGACAAUGAAGCAGAGCAAAUCGAAUCACGCACCUUGACAAUCGCCCACAAUCUCAGCCUUCAGCUUCAGACCACAUGUCUUGUCGUGGUGUCCAACCUUAAAGGUCUCCCUCAACACGUCCAGGUCCAUGCCCUCACUGUCAGUCACUCAGCCAUGGAAAUCUACACCGCCUUCAGUAAAGCCACCGUCUUGGGAGAUCUCUCUGAAACUGUCCUCACCAGCAGCAGAUCUCAAGUGAACAGAUUAAAGGACUCCAUGGAUAACGUCAUGGACUACCUGGUCAACAAUACACCUCUUAAUUGGCUGGUAGGUCCAUUUUACCCACGCAUUGGAUCUACGACUGUAAACAGCGUCAACGCCGGUCAAUCCACAAACUCUCAGCCUGAGCUGGAGAUGCAGUCAAUUGAAUAACCAGGCUUUUAUACAUAAAUACAAUCAUGCAUUUAUACAAGUGAAUCUGUUUGUACGGUGUGUUUUGCAAAAGCAAUAUGAUUGUUCUUAACCAAGUGCAUAUUAAACGUGUCAAGUUUACUUAUCUAAUCUUAUCAUCAAUGACCAAACUGCAUGCGAUCAAACCUACACUAUAUUUAAUCUGUUGUCUUGUUAGUGUCUUUUUACAGUUUUAAUAAAUGAAUGCACUCAU